AGAGAGAGAGAAGAAUGGAGGGAGGGGGAGGAAUGAAGGGCAGAGAGAAGGUGAUGUCAGCUGAGUUCAGAAAGUAAACAGAGUUCCAGACUGAAGCAUGCUUUCUGCGGGACGGAGAUUGCAGCUGGGGAAAACCUAUGGGGGUAUCCAAACAAUCCCCUGGAUCACCAUCUUUGUCUUUGGGAAGGGGCACUGGCUUCUCUUCAUCUCUGUCUUCAUUUCCAUCUCCUUGCCCCAAGGGACAGCCUGGCCCUACGAUUACAGGCACUUGUACAACCACUGUCCAGGUCCGGAGUGGAAUGUUAUGUGCAGAGGAUGCUGCGAGUAUGAUGUGAUUCGCUGUAAGUGUCCCCUCCAAGGGACUCCAGUAGGCUAUGCAGUACCCUGUUGCCGGAAUGCCAUCAACGAGUGUGAUCCCUGCAUUAUCCACCCAGGUUGCAGCAUAUUUGAGAACUGUAAACGCUGCAACAAUGGGACAUGGGGCCCCAGGGAUGAUUUCUUCAUUAAUGGCAAAUACUGCGCAGAAUGUCGACCUGGCUGGUCUGGUGGAGACUGCAUGAAGUGUGGAGGGGUGAUCCAUAAACGACAGGGCCACUUGGUCCUGGAGAGCUACCCCAACAAUGCUAGGUGUGAGUGGACCAUACAGGUGGACAGGCCAUUUACUAUUGAACUCAGGUUCAUGAUGCUGAGUCUGGAGUUUCACCAUUCUUGUCAUUAUGACUAUGUGGAAGUCCGAGAUGGAGACAGUAUCCACUCGCGUGUUAUCGGUAGAUACUGUGGGAAUAACAGACCUGCACCAGUUCACAGCUCUGGCAACAGUUUGCAUGUUCUCUUUGUGUCUGAUGGUUACAAGAAUUUUGAUGGAUUCUUUGCCACUUUCCAAGAGAACUCAGCUUGCAGCUCUUCCCCUUGCCUGCAUGAUGGGACAUGUAUCCUAGACAGUUCUGACUCUUACCACUGUGCCUGUCUGGCUGGCUACACAGGCAAGAGGUGUGAAAAUGUGGUGGGCUGCCGCAGGCCUCCGGUGCCCACCCACGGAUCUACAGAGGGUCUGUUUCAUCACUCUGGUGCACGCAUCACUUUUCGUUGUGACCCUGGGUUUGAGCUGAAGGGGUUUCGUCACGCCAUCUGCCUGAGUGACGGAACAUGGAGUGCGCCUGCUCCAGACUGUGUUCCAGUGGAAAGAGUCUGUGCUCUGCCACCCAAGCCAGCCAAUGGGGACCACUUCUUGGUUUAUGGGCCCAAUGAUGUUCUCAUCGCCUUACAGUACUUGUGCCACCAGCCAUAUGAACUCAGUGGGGGCUCUCAGAGAACCUGCCUCCCCAAUAACACCUGGAGUGGGACUUCUCCUGUUUGCAUUAAAGUGAAUAACACUCUUAAUGAAGCAGAAAAGGACAAAGUAAAAGAAAAGGGCAAAGAGACAGAUAUUUACAGUAACAAAGAUAAAAGUAAAACUAAAGAGAAAGAAGAAGAGAACACAGCUAGCGAAAACGAAAGUGUUGCCGGAAAAGAUGUAAACACUGAGCAGGAGAACACAACAGCAGUCGACGGGGAAGAUAAAUAUAAUGGGACCACUCCUGGGAAAACUGUGGUUGAGGGCAGGAAUGAAGGAGAGGUAGAUGAGAGAAAUACUGGCCCAGAGAAGCCAUCUGGAGGUGGGGAAGAUAAAGUGACUAGCGAAAGCCCAGAUAACAGCCUAGAUUACAUGGUUGAAGAGAAAGAACCAAAACAACCUGAAAAAAAAGAAGACACAAACUUUGACAAGGGAAAGACAGAUGUUACAGAGGUCCCUGUGACAAAAGACAAAGGACAGGAAGAAAGUGAAAGAAAAGAAAAACAGGUGAAUGGGAAAAGAGAUCCUGACAAAGUGGGCCCCAAUGACACCAAGCUCAGGACGGUCAUAUCUGAGGGUGAAAACACAGUGGAAAUGCCUGAACUGGAAAUGACACAGAACAACACUGUUUCACAUGAUACUGAGAGCACAAGUAAAGAAAAUAAUACCAUAGGGUCUCUACCGCCAGGGAGGAAAAUAAUUCCAACUCGUGUCAACAUCACCCUGUACAGAGCCGAAAGUGGGAAACCGAAGGAAAAAUCAACAACUGCGAAGGAUGAAAAGGAGAAGGAUUCAACUGAGAAAACAAAGGAGGUGGAAAGAGAGAAGAAAGAAAAAGAGAAAGAAAAGGAGCGAGAAGACAACCAAAGCUUCACCGAAAAAAGCUGCCCAACUCUACCUCGCCUUUACCAUGGCUACCACCAGGUGGUGCCAGGUUUGGAGCCUGAAACAGUAGAGUUCAAGUGCAAUCAAUCUUAUGCGCUCAGUGGUGAUGACCGACGCACAUGCCAGCCGGAUGGCACAUGGAGUGGCAAACAGCCCCUCUGUGUCAGAGCAUGUCGUGAGCCCAAAGUCUCAGAGCUGGUGAAACAAAAAGUUCUGCCCCCUCAGGUACCAUCCAGAAAGACACCCGUGCACAAGCUCUACUCCUCAGUCAUGGGCCAGCAGCCACAGUUGCACAGUCCCACUAAAGCCCCCCUGGUGCUUUCGCAGUUGCCCCAGGGUUUCCAUCAUCUUUACACACAUAUAGAAUAUGAGUGUGCAUCUCAGUACUACCACCACUUUGGCAGUCCACGUCGGACUUGCUUGAAGACAGGGAAAUGGAGCGGGCGCCAUGUCUCCUGUUCACCAGUGUGUGGGAAGCAUCCAACCUUUGACACAGAGAGGCCAGAAGAGGCUCACUGGCCUUGGCUGGCUGCCAUCUACCGCCGCUCCACCAAGGGUACAGAGACCAAGGUGACCAAGGCAGACAGCCAGACAGGGUCCCUGAAGAAGGAUGGUGGAGCAGGAACUGGCAAACACAAUCAGGCUUUUCACUGGCAGCUGGUCUGCAGUGCAGCUCUGGUUAACCAAAGGGUUCUGGUCGUAGCUGCUCACUGUGUGACAGAUCUGGGCAAGGUUUUUCCCCUGGACACUGCCACAAUAAAGGUGGUUGUGGGGAAGCACUAUCGUGAUGAUGACAGGGAAACCAAAGGUGUUCAACACCUGCGGGUGGCCUCCAUUGUUAUUCAUCCAAACUAUGACCCCAAUAUUCUUGACUCUGACAUUGCUGUGAUCAAAUUACUGGACAAGGCAAGGAUUGGAGAAAAAGUCCUGCCUCUGUGCCUGUCAGAAAACCAGGAAGAAGAUUUGACAUCAACUCAAGGACUUGUGACGGGCUGGUCUCCAAUGCCCGAGUCAAGUUUAGGCCCUGAUGAGAAGGCUAGGGUUGGGCUCGUUCACCUUGCUGAUGUAGUCCCAUGUGAGCAGCAAUACGCUCGUAAUGGUGUGCCAGUCAGUGUAACAGACAAUAUGCUGUGUGCCAGCCAAAAGCCCGACUAUGGACCAUCUAACAUAUGUCCCUCUGACACUGGGGGAAUUCUUGUCCUCCCUGCCCUCUCUGAGAAUCAAGUCAAUGAUAACCGAAAGCCUGGUUAUGCACAGGCGCAAGGGGAGAGCAAAAGGCUGUGGAGACUCCUGGGACUGGUGAGCUUUGGCUAUGACCAAGGGGAGUGUGAUCCUGACCUCUACACAGUCUACACACAUGUAGCCAGCUUUAAAGACUGGAUUGAGAGCAAUAUGAAAUAAACAUCUUACAGUCCUCUCCUCUGCUUAAUCUCUAUUUUAGUGAAUUCAUUCUGUCUAAUCUAUUUUUAUGCACAAGGGCAUUUUCCUACUAAACGCAGAACCAACACUGGACAUCACAGUGCUCAAACUGAAGGGGGUGCUAGCACAUUAGAUGUGCUGAUGCGUCGGCCCUUUAUCUGAAGACUUUAGUGUUCAGGUCUUUCAACCUGAGAUUAAACACUUGAAACUGAUAAGAAAAUCAUUCAUCUGAGUAUUUGACUGUUAAUGGUUUAGACUGUAACCUCUGUUAUGUAUAUAUGUUGUAAUGUACUGAAUUAUUAUAUCAAUUCAAGUGACUCCAGAGAUGUACAUAUUUUAUUGAAAGAGAAAAAUCAUGACAUUUUUAUUAAAGGAAAGGUUGGUGUGGU
This is a messenger RNA of Pundamilia nyererei, 4026 nucleotides long. RefSeq names its product peptidase domain containing associated with muscle regeneration 1b (gene pamr1b). Gene Ontology annotation, molecular function: serine-type endopeptidase activity; calcium ion binding. Gene Ontology annotation, biological process: proteolysis. The transcript has 14 exons. Bases 98 to 3619 code for a protein of 1173 amino acids. The record is from RefSeq and is a predicted model, not a curated record. Lineage: Eukaryota; Metazoa; Chordata; Actinopteri; Cichliformes; Cichlidae.